CCAGCAGCAGGGCCCCCCCGCCCGGAUCCAGGGGGAGCAGGGGCUGCGGCAGCAGCAGGAGGAAGCAGCAGCAGCCAUGAAGGACCGUACUCAGGAGCUGAGGACUGCCAAAGACAGUGACGAUGAAGAAGAGGUGGUUCAUGUGGACCGGGAUCAUUUUAUGGACGAAUUCUUCGAACAGGUGGAGGAGAUCCGCGGCUGCAUCGAGAAGCUGUCGGAGGACGUGGAGCAGGUGAAGAAGCAGCACAGUGCCAUCCUGGCUGCUCCCAACCCAGACGAGAAGACCAAGCAGGAGCUGGAGGACCUCACGGCCGACAUCAAGAAGACGGCCAACAAGGUGCGCUCCAAGUUGAAAGCCAUCGAGCAGAGCAUUGAGCAGGAGGAGGGGCUGAACCGGUCCUCGGCUGACCUGCGGAUCCGUAAAACACAGCACUCCACCCUAUCCCGUAAGUUCGUGGAGGUGAUGACGGAGUACAACGCCACCCAGUCCAAAUACCGGGACCGCUGCAAGGAUCGGAUCCAGAGGCAAUUGGAGAUAACUGGCCGGACAACCACCAACGAAGAGCUUGAAGACAUGCUGGAGAGCGGCAAACUGGCUAUUUUCACUGAUGAUAUCAAAAUGGACUCACAGAUGACGAAACAGGCUCUGAACGAGAUCGAGACCCGACAUAAUGAGAUCAUCAAACUGGAAACCAGUAUCCGUGAGCUGCACGACAUGUUUGUGGACAUGGCUAUGUUGGUGGAGAGUCAGGGGGAGAUGAUUGACCGCAUUGAGUACAACGUGGAGCACUCCGUUGACUACGUGGAAAGAGCUGUGUCCGACACCAAGAAAGCUGUAAAAUACCAGAGCAAGGCUCGGAGGCCACAUGACCACAGACUAGAACCCGAUAGGCGCACACAAUGGGUCUCAGCAAGCAUGAAUAUUUAUCAGGUGAAAUCCGUGCUUAAAAAAGAAAACCGGGAAAGAGCCGCAAGAUCUUUUCAUCUCCUGUGGAAGGUUUAGGACUUAAUCCCUGGCUUGGCUGGAAUUGUCAUAUUUUUUCUCUGCAAAACUUUUGUCUCACGGGUUUGAAAAAAAAAUGCUUGCAUGUUUUAAUGAAAAAAACAACAACUAAAACAUAAAAAAAUGACCAAAA
Messenger RNA from Mauremys mutica (yellowpond turtle), 1136 nucleotides. RefSeq names its product syntaxin-1B. Gene Ontology annotation, cellular component: plasma membrane; endomembrane system; SNARE complex. Gene Ontology annotation, molecular function: SNAP receptor activity; SNARE binding. The record is from RefSeq and is a predicted model, not a curated record. The coding region runs from base 77 to 1003 and encodes 308 amino acids. NCBI's taxonomy places the organism in Eukaryota, Metazoa, Chordata, Testudines, Geoemydidae. Gene Ontology annotation, biological process: vesicle fusion; exocytic insertion of neurotransmitter receptor to postsynaptic membrane; intracellular protein transport. The transcript has 10 exons.